GGGAGGGGGAGUGAACCUCUGGAGAGUUUGAUUGAUUCUUUUGCUGACUGGCGACUCUCUGACCCACCUGUCCAUACUGACAGUCCGAAAAUGGCCCAGCUUACUUCAACGCAAUGGCGGGCCUUGUUAGAUGCAGCCAGUGAUGUUGAGAAACCUUAUCUGCAAGCACUCUUGGAUAGUGCAAUCAAAAGAGAACAGGAGUCAGAGAAGGAGAGGAAGGAGACCCUGCUAAAAAGGCAAGUGGCUCUCUUAGAGACUGUCCCCUCACUGACUGAAGAGCAGUGUGGGGAACAGUUGCAGUCCAUCCUUACAGCCUUUGUUCAAGUCAGGAAUCUUGAGGACCAUACCACUCAGAUCGCUGAAGUCUUUGCAAAGUUGCAGACACUUCAAGAUGAUAUGACUGAAAUGACCCGCAAGCAACAUGAAUUGACAAAGGAGGUGGCUGACCUGCGACAAGCCCAAGUGGCCAACCCUCAUCCUCUACCCCCUGGAUCUGAAGCUGCAAUCGAAACAACCUCUUCCCCUCUCACUGUAUCUUCUUCUACCUCUUCUUCGAGUGUGAUGGCAACCCCCUCAGGACCUGCAGCAGGUGCAGAUUCCGCUGUUGUUGUAACAAGCAAUGAGGCUGGAACUUCUGCAACUGCUGCAGCCCCAAGAGUGGAACCAACUGUUGCUGGUCCCAGCUACACCGGUUCCUAUGUUGACCGAAAGGCAGUACAAAUGUCGUCUAAGUACGACAGCAAGGAAGACAUCGAGUCCUGGAUCGGCUCCAUGAGGGCCGACUUUGAGAUUCUGGGAACUCAACCUGAGAACCAGGUAAUGAUCAUGGGAAUGAAUGUCGAGCCGGUCGUACAGGGCUUCCUAGAAGUCCAACCAACGCGGGCUGGGUUCCAAAAGACUGCACUAGCCAAAUGGCUUAGAACCACCCUGGUUGCCUCCCUCGAGGAUCUCCUCAUCUCCCAAUACCAAGAUCCACAUGCUGCAACAAGGGCAAGAAAUCAGCUUGACAAGGUCGAGCGCAGCAAGUGGACAGGCUCCAUGAAAAGCUUGCAGACCUAUCUAAGCAAGUUGUUUGCUACACCUAGUUUGGAAUUGACGGCUCAGUCUUGCUUGGAUGUGGUUAAGGGCGCGGUUCCAACUAACUUCACUAAUCGCCUGGGCAGGGACUACAUUGCAUACACGGAUUGGUUGGUCCUAAUGAAGGACAUCGUCAGUUUGGAGGCUAUAGACCUCGUUAGCACGACAGGCAGCAAAAAGCCCAUGGGCGGCAGACGGUUCAAGAGCAGCAGCCGUUUUGUUGUGCAUGACCUGCUGGAGGCCGAAGAAGAAGCCGAUGCGGAUGACCCCACUCUUGGUGACGACCAAGAACACGACUUCGAUACAGCUUGCGGGUGCAAGGUCUUCUACAAGAUCGAUCUCAAGUCUGGCUACCACCAGAUUGAAGUCGAUCCUGCAGACCAGGACAAGACUGCGUUCAAAACACGCGACGGGCUUUCGGUCUUACGAACGCACCAGCCACUUUCCUUCGGUCUUACGAACGCACCAGCCACUUUCCAAAGCCUCAUGGACAAGGUCCUCUGCGAACAGAUUGGCCGGUUUAUGGUUGUGUACCUGAACGAUAUUCUGAUAUUCAGCAAGUCCAUGGAGGAACACCUCAAGCAUCUUGAGGAGGUGCUCGCUAUCCUCAAGAAGACGCAGCUCCAUCUCAACUUGGAGAAAUCUGAGUUUGGGAAGGAUAGCGUCAUCUAUCUUGGGCACCAGUUGUCUGCUGCACGCCUAGAGCCUGAGGCAACCAAGAUUGAGGUCAUACGUGAUUGGCCUCAGCUUGCGAACAUUCGCGAAUUGCGUUCUUUCCUUGGUCUCGCGUCGUACUAUCGGAAGUUUGUACCCCGCUUCUCCAUCAUUGCUCGUCCACUGUCGCGACUAACCAGUAAAAAUGUGUCUUAUUCCUGGGAUGCCGCGUGUACGAAAGCUUUUCGAACUCUCAAGGAAGCGUUGGUAAGUUACCUAGUACUCCGCAUUGCAGAUCCGAAACUGACAUUCGUAGUUACUACGGAUGCAAGUCAGUAUGGAAUCGGUGCAAUGCUGCAACAAGAUGACGGCGAUGGCCUGCGACCACUCGAGUACUACAGCAAACGAAUGCCCAGCGUAAAGGUAGCCACUUCCACCUACAUGCGCGAGCUCUAUGCUUUGCGUAUGGCAUUGGAUCACUGGAAACAUUAUCUUUUGGGACGCCACUUCAAAGUCUUCUCAGAUCAUGAGACCUUGAAGUGGAUCAAACAGCAAACUACUCUGAGCGGGCACUUCGGCAUGGCAAAAACGUACGCUAAUUUGCUGAGACAGUUUGAUUGGCCUGGCAUGAAAGGGACUGCUGAAAAGUUUGUUGCUGAGUGUCAAGUCUGUCAACGGAUCAAACCAUGCAGACAAAAGCCCAUGGGGCUACUCACACCUCUACCCAUUCCCGAUGGUCCCGGGGAGUCUGACUCCAUCGACUUCACUGACAUGCGUAAGGUAAGCAAAAACAGUUAUUCGCAAGUCAUGGUGAUUGUUGACAGAUUUUCAAAAUUCCUUAAUCUGAUCCCUUUGCCGCCUCACGCCCCAACAGAUCUAGUGAUUCGCGAAUUCCAACAGAAAUGCCUGCUGCAAUUCGGAACCCCGAAGACUCUUGUGAACGAUCGGGAUCUGCGUUUCAUUAGCACUGGAUGGAAGGAUUUCACGUCCCACCUAGGAAUCAAACAGUGCACGACAUCUGGCCGACACCCCGAAGCCAACGGUUUGGCUGAGGAGAUGAACCAGACUGUAUUCCAACUUCUCAGCGCAUUGAUCAUUCCGGCUCAGGAGACAUGGGAUGAAGAGCUGUAUUCUGUCAAGGGGUUGUAUAACAACUCUGUCCAUUCUGCCACCACCAUGACACCCAACAGGUUGCACUACGGUUGGCAGAUCCGUAAUCCGCUCCUACUUAUUCCCUGAGAAGUCAGCUGGCUUAACACCCGGCAGGCCCGGCUUCAAGGCUAAGUAUGAUCGCUUGCUCAAAGUUGCUGUUGCAGCUAUGACCAAGCGACAGCAUGCCAUGAUCCACCAUACAACAAAAAGCGCCGACCGUC
Molecule: messenger RNA, 3104 nt
Organism: Chara braunii
Lineage: Eukaryota; Viridiplantae; Streptophyta; Charophyceae; Charales; Characeae
Source: the annotation of a GenBank genome assembly